AGUAUUUCUCUUCAUUUCAAAUCCCUGUCGUGGCAGCACGGGUAAGGCAGAGGACUUUUCUCCCCCCUUCAAACUAAGGGGAAAACCCACCACCAAGAGCCUAGUGCACGUUCUAAACAGCAAACCGAGGACUUUUAGGAGGAGGGAACAUUAGUUUGAAGGCACGCUGCGGUGGUAUCGGUUCACUGUGUGCACUAGUGUCUCCACUCUUGCAUUGGAUACACGAAGCAGGACGUUUUCACUUAUCUGCGACGCCGACUCGCAGGAACCCCGCGAUCUCCCUGAAACCCGCCAAACAUUCACACGGUUGACGGCCUACAGUUCCAGCGAUCCCAGGCUUGGGGAAAUUAUUAACCAGAAACCAAGCACAACAGGACACUGACCUCAUUAUAUAUUGCUGCAUUAUCACUGGGCAUCUGGGCUGGAGAGUGAGGCGGGCUUGGUUUGCGAGCUUCGCUCCAAAGCCGUCCGAUGACUGUCUGACUCAUCACAACCCGCGAAUGACAGGCGAGCAUUCGAGGGUGGGGCCCGCCUCAGUCUCACAUGAUUGGCCGCUGGAUGGAAAUAAGGUGAAUGGAACACAUGCCCAAGGAGCAAGACCCAAACCAAUCAGAGGGAGAAGAGAAACGGUGGCUCGAUGGCCCGAAAAGGAAGAGAAAGAACAGCCAGUGUUCGGUGAAGAGCAUGUCUGGGUACAUCCCCAGCUAUCUGGAGAAGGAUGAGCCAUGUGUGGUGUGUGGAGACAAAGCUACAGGCUACCACUACCGCUGCAUCACCUGUGAGGGCUGUAAGGGAUUCUUCAGACGCACCAUCCAGAAGAACCUCCACCCCUCUUACUCCUGUAAAUACGAUGGCUGCUGCAUUAUCGACAAAAUCACCCGCAACCAGUGCCAGCUGUGCCGCUUCAAGAAAUGCAUCGCUGUCGGCAUGGCCAUGGAUCUGGUUCUGGACGAUUCCAAACGGGUUGCGAAGCGACGCUUGAUUGAGGAGAACCGUGAGAAGCGGAAGAAGGAGGAGAUGGUCAAGACCCUGCAGAACCGGCCAGAACCCACCAGCUCAGAGUGGGAGCUGAUCCGUAUGGUGACAGAAGCUCACCGCCACACCAAUGCACAGGGCUCUCACUGGAAACAGAAACGCAAGUUCCUGCCGGAAGACAUCGGACAGUCUCCGGUGGUUCCCACAUCAGAUGGUGACAAAGUGGAUUUGGAGGCCUUCAGCGAGUUUACCAAGAUCAUCACCCCAGCCAUCACACGUGUUGUUGACUUUGCCAAAAAACUGCCCAUGUUUUCAGAGCUGCCUUGUGAGGAUCAGAUCAUCCUGCUGAAGGGCUGCUGUAUGGAGAUUAUGUCCCUACGAGCCGCUGUUCGAUACGACCCAGAAAGCGAGACCCUGACCCUGAGCGGAGAGAUGGCCGUCAAACGAGAGCAGCUCAAGAAUGGAGGGCUGGGCGUUGUGUCUGACGCCAUCUUUGACUUGGGCAAGAGUCUGGCUCAGUUCACCCUGGAUGACACAGAGGUGGCCCUGCUGCAGGCCGUCCUGCUCAUGAGCUCAGAUCGAACAGGCCUGACGUCCGUGGAGAAGAUCGAGAAGUGCCAGGAGAUGUACCUCUUAGCGUUCGAACACUACAUCAACUAUCGCAAGCACAACAUUCCUCAUUUCUGGCCCAAGCUGCUGAUGAAGGUGACUGACCUGCGCAUGAUCGGAGCCUGCCACGCCAGCCGCUUCCUGCACAUGAAGGUGGAAUGCCCCACUGAACUCUUCCCCCCACUUUUCCUGGAGGUCUUUGAGGAUCAGGACGUGUGACGCCGCGGCAGGAGAAUCAGGAACGUUUCAUAACCAGUGUUUCUCUCCCCGUCUCACUCCCCGUCCGUGCACCAAACUCACCAGCAGCAGCUGCAUUGGCAGGGGUCAUCUUCAGAAAGGCUUUCAUAUGGGAAGGGGUGGUUAAUUCAACAACUUUUUUGGGGGGGGUUUGGCUUUUUGGCAGAACACUCAGCCCUCCCUCAUCCACUAAACUCCCCAUGCGUGGCCCUUCUGUCUCGGCAUGAUGUCUUAUACUGGUUUAUCAACACCUUAGACAGAAUAUAUAUCUAUACACACACACACACACGUAUGUUAUGAGGUGCAGUACCUAUACGAGUCGAAUUCUUCGAUGAGCUUGUAUGCAUUUGUACACGUAGAGUCACGCCACCACUGAAGGUGCCCUCUUCUAAGACUGGAUGGCAGCUGGCAUGACCUCUACCAGGUCGUGAAGUGGUCAGUUGAUUUCAGUCAUCGAAAUCUCAGCUUUUUUGUGAGAUUAAUCGCCGGUAUCUUAUGUUCUCACGCCGUAGCUGCGCCAGGCUCUGGGCUAAUGUGGAGCUUCUUUAAUAGACCUCAUGAUUCUCUUUGAUAUUGAGCCGGUGUGUGGAGCGGGAAGACAUUUUUAAACCAAAUCAGGUGCUAUAUUUAAAUAAAGCUACUCAAAAUGAUUUGGGACCUUGCCCCCUCCCUUCACUGUAGGACACGUUCAAAUGCUCUCGGUAGCCAUUUGAGUGCUGAUUCAGGGGUGCCUCUCACUGACUUUUCAAGAACUGACUUUGUUUUUGUUCUUGCCAUUUUCUGGGCUUAUUUGAGGGCUACUUUUCCCCCUCUUUGUCCCAUGAAAGUCACACAGAGUUGGAAAUGCAGCCGCCCCACACCUCCGAUCCACGCUGAUUUGUGUUUUACAGGUGUUGGGAGGGAGACAGUAUUACCAUACUCCCACACACACACACAAACGUACUAAAACACACACCUCAAAACUCGAAUGCCUCAUUUUACUGUAUGCACUGCAGUGCUGUAGUUCUGGACUCCCAUGCAGGGCUUUGAGAGUUCAGUCCAGCCCAUCUGUGUUCCGCUCAGAUGCUACUGUUGCCCGGUCUGUGCGAACACACGCGCACACUCCUAAAGGCCCAUGGCGGAUUGGCUGUUGUCGAUGUUUUUUUUUCCUUGUGUUGUUUUAAUUUUACCUCAAAUGUGGGCACACCUUUGGCUGGCUGUGGCUCCAUGACUGCCUCUGUGCGGACAGGUUUCUACCUCACCUCUGGACACAGGGCAGCUACCCUCAGCCACACACACCUACACACACUCGUACUCUCACACACUGACAGCCAGGAAAUAAACAGUUUCUUCUCAGUUAUGUUGAAAUACCACUGUAGACAGGAGGGCCUGCCAUUCCUCAUCGUAGCCUCGUUAAAAAGAAGAAAAAAAAUCUGUAUGGGCUUUUUUUUAUUUUCUUGUUUUUAUUUUCAUGUGGGACCAAGUGUCACUUUGAUUUCCGUCACAACGGAAGCUAGUUUUCAACAGUCGGCGAACUAAACCGCACACACCGAUGACUACGAAGAGGAGCCAUGGAGAGAACUACAGAUGAAGGACCCAAGGUGGCCAGGCUUCAACCAAAUGGGUCUAUCGCUGUUUCCUUUUCAAUACCAAGCAGUAAUUUGCAAAACGGAGCGAGGGUUCGGCUGGUUUCUUCAGCGUGGGGCAAGGGACGCCGCGAAGCUAGCUAGCACUUGAAUGAGAGCACUUAGCUUUGAAAGAGCCAAAUCUUCGGAGACGUUUCAAACCCUGGCACCUUUUACGUUUUUGCACUAAGGCAUGAUGGGUCCAGCCCUCCCGCUCCUCCAGCUCAGUUGCAUGUUUUCCGUGGACAUGCCCUCAACCUCUCUGUCAAACAGAGGCCACACCUCCAUGUGCUCCUGAGCACACCCUCAGAGUCAGUAUUAAGUCUAGCAAUGUCUCGGUCUCGUUCUUUCUCAGUAACGAUUGAUGGAGCACUUACACAUUCACAAAUGGACCGUUGUCCGCACGUUCUCAAAGCCAGAAGUGGCAUGAGAUAAAGGAGUGGCUGAAGUCAUGCAAAGAAUGGCAGCACCGAAUGAAUGUGAAUGUAGAGCAGCAGAAAGAAAGAGCCAGAAUGAGGAGUCGCUCUUUAAGGAGGUUCCGAAGGAAGGCAGCCAAUCAGAACGAGAGGAACUGUCAGCAUUCCCGUAAAGGGCCGGAAUGGAAUUCUUGGAAUACGAGCGAUGCCGCAGCGGUUCCGAUUGGUUGGUUGAGUGAGCACAGGGCUUUGAUGCUGCUUUACCUUCUAAUUUUAUUUGAGAAAGGUAUAAAAAAAAGAUAUAUAAGAAAAUAAUUACAAACCCAGAAAACAAAUAAAAAAAAAUGACUCAAGAACAAAGAGUUCAAAUCUCGGAGCUUGAGCUGUUCGUUUCUUUCUUUUUUUUGUUUUGUUUUUGAACUGAAAUGUGUGUGUUCGUUUUCGAUUCUUAACUGCUUUACGUAAGAGAGAAAAACAACAGCCGUAGUCACUUUUUGACCAUGCGUGCAGUGUAAACUAGAGAAGUUCACCUCUUUUUUCACCUCACUAUAGUUUGUAAUGAUAAGUCGACUGCUCUGUUUGUCUGUGUUUCUGUCCUUCAUCUUUUUAUCAAGAGGAAUUUACAACAAGAAACAGGAAUAUUUUCUUUUUAUAUUUUUCGUUUUGUUUGUUUUUUUAUGAAAGAAGACUUAGGAAAAAAUGCAACAGAAACUGAGAAAAAAAAAAACU
Messenger RNA from Pimephales promelas (fathead minnow), 4570 nucleotides. It is a transcript of the gene thrab, whose product is annotated as thyroid hormone receptor alpha b. Gene Ontology annotation, biological process: thyroid hormone receptor signaling pathway; retinoic acid receptor signaling pathway; negative regulation of transcription by RNA polymerase II. NCBI's taxonomy places the organism in Eukaryota, Metazoa, Chordata, Actinopteri, Cypriniformes, Leuciscidae. Gene Ontology annotation, cellular component: RNA polymerase II transcription regulator complex. The record is from RefSeq and is a predicted model, not a curated record. Gene Ontology annotation, molecular function: zinc ion binding; nuclear receptor activity; RNA polymerase II cis-regulatory region sequence-specific DNA binding.